CACACGGUGAUUAUUUGAAUUUGUUUAGCAGUCGCCAUCGACACCCUCAUUUUGUUAGGUGCGUGGUAGGGAGCAAGGAGGUACUCAAGUAAUUACUACUGCACAGUAAUGUAGUCGGCUUGAAUUUCUGGUCAGAGGUGGAAAUAUGGUUGAUUGCCCACUUGGAUUGACUUGGCUAGGCUGAGCUGGUUCGACUUGACUGUCUGUAAACUGGUAGUGGCAAUCUGUAACACCAGCUACCGGUAGACGCUGGGGAAGCCCAAGGGGGACUAAAACAAUAAAACCUCCAUCCACUACCUCCUCCGACCAUACCUUUAACCUUGCUUUUCCCUAAUCCCAGCGCGGUGCGACGAAUUACAUUUUCCAGCAAACAGGGUCAUACGACUUCGGGUCGGGCUCGUAACGCCCUCUCGCGACAUUUCAUCCCAACCGACCGACGAACGUGAGCGAAACAACGAACGAACGACCGAGCUUCUGAAGGUGUCCUUUGGUGUUUGUCUACCACCCUGGGUACCUACCUGGCCUUCCUUACCUUACCUGAUUACCGUACAUACCUCCUACCGGCCUGCCUACAUACCUUGCCUUCCUAGGUAACCUUGGGAGCGGGCGAGGGAACAAGAAACUCCUUGUGUCGUGCUGUAGCGCGUCCAAGUCUGGCAAGCCCGUUGCUCUCCGGUCAAGAACCUUACCCACGCCCCGGUUCACCGCCUCCUGGCUACAAAGUACCUUGGGACUUGGGACAUUUUCCAUCAAAUCGGGUAACGAACCAAACGACAACUUGGAAAUUUGAAGAGUCGAUGUUGGGUGUCCUAGGCGCAAGCUGUCAGCAUUGAAAGCGGAAUCGAGCCAAGUUCCUGAGCAAUCGCGAGGUUGGAUUGAUUGAUUUACUGAAGCCUCCCCCCCGGGCCCCCGUCAGUAAUAAAUCAAGUGCUGCUGCUGCACUCCGCGAAUUACACUACACCGUGCGUAGUAGUGCGAGACCCUGCCGAAUGCCCGCGUCCCGUUGUCCCGUUCGCCCUGCAACUCCCCGCAAACAAGCCCGGUUCAGCCACCACAAUACGCCGCCCCUAACAGCGACAAGCAGCCUUCUCCUCACCCGCGGGCUUCACCCAGGAACCGAAAAAAUAAAGCCCCCAACCUCGUUGAGCACAUACUUUACAAGCAGGAGAUACAUCCCACAAAGCCCGAAUUGGAUUCAGCAGCGCGCAUCAACUAAAGACGUUUUUUUUUACUUCCUUUAAGCGUUUGGUCAACGGGCCGUGCCAAUGUUUUCGAAAUUGAAGCGUGAGCUCUCGCGAGGCAAGGACCCGAACAAGUCUUCGAAGAAGAACAAGGACUCCAAGGACGGCGCAUCCUCGCCGCAAACCGCCGGUUCCUCGAGGGACGGCUCCAACCAGAGUCCCGUCCUCACCCCAUCGUCAUCGAGCUCGACCCUAAAUGACAUCCGCAAUAAACCUCUUCCGCCCAACAAUGCAAGCCCACAUAGCACAGAGGGAGCAUCCCCUUCCGGUCAGCCACCGAUGACCCAAAACCAAGGAGGCAGUGAUAGGUUCGGGCUAAUGGGAGGAUUAUCGCCAGCGUCGAACGGUGGAAGCACGCCUGUGAGGCACGGUCAACUGCCACCUACCGUAAUAAUCAGCCCGAGCGGUGCACCGCACGUACCCCCACCCGGUGCCGCCGAGACGAUGCCUCACGAUCUUGCUCCACCCAAAGCUGGACAAAAGUCUCUCAUGUUCGACCGGCUUCAACAGACCCCUAAGGAUGUACCGGAGGGCUUGCGGACGCCCAAGCGACAGCAUUCGUCUCGUUUUGACAUCUCGGCGCAUCGCGAGCUCGAAAAGCUUCCCGGUUUCCACGAGGUGCCCCCGCAGCGCAGACAGGAUCUCUUUAUGCAAAAGAUCGACCAAUGCAAUGUCAUUUUUGACUUCAACGACGCUGCUGGUGAUAUCAAGCCCAAGGAGAUCAAGCGCCUUGCGCUACACGAACUACUCGAUUAUGUAGCGAACAACCGACAAGUCAUCACUGAGCCGAUGUAUCCCAAGGUUGUCGAAAUGUUUGCCAAGAAUCUUUUCCGUCAGAUUCCUCCGCCGAUCAACCCCCAGGGUGAAGCGUUCGACCCCGAGGAAGACGAGCCCGUUCUCGAGCCUGCAUGGCCGCACAUUCAGGUCGUGUACGAGUUCUUCCUCAGGUUCAUCGAAAGCCAAGAUUUCAACACCAACAUCGCAAAGGCCUACAUCGACCACAGUUUCGUGCUGCAGCUUCUUGAACUCUUCGACUCAGAGGAUCCCCGCGAACGUGACUUUUUGAAGACAACGCUGCAUAGGAUCUACGGCAAGUUCCUCAACCUGAGAAGCUUUAUCCGACGGUCCAUAAACAACGUCUUCUUCCAAUUCACUUAUGAGACGGAGAGGUUCAAUGGUAUUGCGGAGCUUCUUGAGAUUCUCGGAUCUAUUAUCAAUGGAUUCGCGCUUCCUCUGAAGGAGGAGCACAAGCUGUUUCUAACCAGGGUGCUGAUACCCCUGCACAAGGUGAAAAGCUUGAGCAUGUAUCACCCUCAGCUCGCCUACUGCAUCGUUCAAUUCCUAGAGAAAGAUGCUUCUCUCACAGAGGAGGUCGUGCUCGGUUUACUGCGUUACUGGCCCAAGGUCAAUAGCACAAAGGAAGUGAUGUUCCUCAACGAGGUUGAGGACAUUUUCGAGGUGAUGGACCCUGCAGAGUUUGCCAAAGUCCAGGAGCCCCUCUUCCAUCAGCUGGCCAAGUCGGUGGCCAGCCCGCACUUUCAAGUUGCGGAGAGAGCACUGUACUUCUGGAACAACGAAUACUUUUGCAAUCUCGUCAGUGACAAUGUUGAGAUCAUUCUGCCAAUCAUGUUUGCCCCCUUGUAUGAGAAUUCUAAGGGGCACUGGAACAGGACCAUUCAUGGCAUGGUAUACAAUGCCAUGAAGUUAUUCAUGGAGAUAAAUCCUCAGCUUUUCGACGACUGCUCUCACGAGUACACUGAACAGCAGAACAGUGCGGCAGCUAGGGAGGCCAUGCGUGAGAGGAAGUGGGCAGCAAUCGCAGAACAGGCCAACAAGAGAAAGGCAAACGGCUCCGGCGAGCCUUCUGGCCCCCCUACCAGACUUACACAGAAUCCGAUGCCUCGACUAGACGAGGUUGACCACUCGGACGAUAACCAAAAGCGGCUAGACUCUUUGAAGUUACAGGAUGGUGAACGUCGGCGCCCGGGCAUGCAUGACAGACAGAACUCUGUGGGAUCGAAUCGGAGUCAGCGAUGAGUGCUUGACAUCCAUAAUUCCUACACUGCGUACUCUGGAGGCUCGCCAACGAUACUUCCAUACCUCAGAUUUCUCCGCCUUGGACCUGAAUAUCCUUAAUAGACAGCUUUCACUUCUCUUUCUUACAUGUUCUUCCUCUUUUGGUUUCUCGGAUUCGUGGGCGCCCCGACUUCCGGGGCAAGAUUUCGGGAGGGAGGGGCAACUCCCCUUUGUUUGGCUUUAUGUACUUGGCGGUGGGGAAGGUAAAAGACUUCCAACGCAUACCCAAAAUCGUCAUCAUUGUUGAAGGAGUACAGCUUUAUCUUUUUUCUUCUUUUAGGCCAUGGCUCAGUUGUACGGCUGUGCAAGAAACAGAAAUGGGGUCAGGUAGCUAGACGCCCCCAUGGGCUCGCCAGGAAUGAAUUGGCUCUGAGUGCUUGCGUUGUUGUGGAAAACAAAAGAAGACACGUUCCAUCUAUUUACGACAUUACUGAUCACAUGGCCUCACGAGCUGCUUGUAGUUUGAAAUGUUAUUGAAGGAAUAUUGGUUUUGCUGCUCAUGCAGCUUGUUAAACUUGAACAGUC
Molecule: messenger RNA, 3842 nt
Organism: Pyricularia oryzae 70-15
Lineage: Eukaryota; Fungi; Ascomycota; Sordariomycetes; Magnaporthales; Pyriculariaceae
Product: serine/threonine protein phosphatase 2A
Exons: 5
Coding region: 1266-3278 (670 amino acids)
Biological process (GO): signal transduction
Cellular component (GO): protein phosphatase type 2A complex
Molecular function (GO): protein phosphatase regulator activity
Source: RefSeq, a predicted model, not a curated record